This is a messenger RNA of Lachnellula hyalina, 3174 nucleotides long. It is a transcript of the gene cnd3, whose product is annotated as Condensin complex subunit. Lineage: Eukaryota; Fungi; Ascomycota; Leotiomycetes; Helotiales; Lachnaceae. The transcript is spliced from 2 exons. The record is from RefSeq and is a predicted model, not a curated record. Gene Ontology annotation, biological process: mitotic chromosome condensation. Bases 1 to 3174 code for a protein of 1057 amino acids. Gene Ontology annotation, cellular component: condensin complex; condensed chromosome.
AUGCCAGGACGAGUAUCAUCCAGAUCCACGAGGACCUCUGCAGCAGUCUCUCACAAAUCCUCCACCCAAACCCUCAACUCGCGAGCCUCAACCACAUCCCGAAUCUCUUCCCCUUCCAUCGACGUCCCCGAAGAAAGCCCCGAAAACCAACUGCGCGCCCAAAUCGCCUCCAUCUUCCGCGAUGCGCAACGAACUACGGCCUCCCAUCGCAAACUGGUUAUCAACCUGCGCAAAAUCCAAGAAGCAUGCUGCUACGAACCGACCAGCGUGAAAAAUAAAAAGACAGGCGCUGAAGACUUCGAUGAAGAGCAAUUUACGACGGAGUUCACACGAUGCGUAGUGAGGGUUAUGCCGGUGAAGAAGACUGAGAGUGUUGGGGAGCGCGCGAUUCGGUUUAUUGGGCUGUUUCUAAAACAUGCGAAUGAGAAGGAUAAUGAGCUUAAUGAGAAUGAAGACGAGACGAUGGGUGUUAUGGUUGAGACGCCGAGUACGAGACUUACGACUACCUUGAUGAAUACUGUGUUGCCCUUGUUAACUUCCAAGGAGAAGUUCGUAAGGUUCAGGAGUACGCAGUUGAUUUCGCAUGUUAUUAAUUCGUUAGAGGCGAUUGAUGAUGAUUUGUUUCAGCUAUUAAGACAUGGGCUAUUGAAGAGGAUUCAUGAUAGAGAGGCCAUGGUUAGAGUACAGGCUGUCUUGGGACUCGGAAGACUUGCUGGCAAUGAAGCCGACGGGGAGGCUGAGGAUAGUGAUGAUGAUUCUGGAGCUGGUCUGCUGGAUAAACUUCUGGAUGUACUCCAAAAUGACCCCAGCGCCGAUGUUAGAAGGUCACUAUUGGUAAAUUUGCCAAUCCUACCAAACACGCUACCAUUUUUACUGGAACGAGCUCGAGACCAGGAUCCUGCAACUCGCCGAGCGCUGUACUCCCGUCUCUUGCCUGCUCUUGGCGAUUUCAGACAUCUUUCUUUGUCGAUGAGAGAGAAGCUGUUGCGAUGGGGUCUUCGCGACCGUGACGAGAAUGUUCGCAAAGCUGCCGGAAAGCUAUUCCGUGAACGCUGGAUUGAAGAUUGUGCUGGAGCUAGCGAGCCCGAAGAAACAGAAGCCGGGGAGGGUGCCGAAGCUCCUAAUUCAGAGGCUAAGGGUCCCAGUUUCGACGGUUUGCUCGAGCUCCUGGAACGUAUUGACGUUGUCAACUCUGGUGUCGAAAAUGGAGUCGCUUUGGAGGCUAUGAAGGGAUUCUGGGAAGGUCGCCCUGACUAUAGAGAUUCUAUCACGUUUGAUGACUAUUUCUGGGAAACACUGAGCGCUGAGGCCGUUUUUAUAGCAAGAAGCUUCAAUGACUUCUGCAGGAAUGGGGAAAACGGCAAAUACGAGGCUUUGAUUGAAGAGAAAAUGCCCGAAGUAACAAAGCUGGCAUAUUAUCUUCAUCGAUACACUGCAGUUCUAGUUGAGGCCAUAAAGCGUAUCGCAGCUCAGGAGCCUACCGAGGACGUAGAAGAAGAGGAUACUGUGGAGCAGGAAUUCAUUGUAGAACAGCUGCUUCACAUUGCUCAGACACUGGAUUAUUCCGACGAAGUUGGUCGCCGUAAGAUGUUCGCUCUGCUACGACAAUCUCUUUCGAUUCCAGAUCUGCCUGAAGAAGUUACAAAGCUUACCAUUGACGCUCUCCGAGGUAUCUGUGCUGCAGAUGCUGCUGGAGAGCGAGAAUUCUGCAGUAUCGUGCUUGAGGCUGUUGCUGAUGUUCACGACACGAUUAUGGAUGAGCCAAGUUCAGAAGAUGCGGAUGAAAGUUUCCAUUCUGCAAAAUCUGAAGUCAGCGAUGAUGGUACAGCAGGUGGAUCAAGGAAGAAGUCAGAAACUCCCGAACAGGACGACCAAGAGAAAGCCGUCCGAGAGAUCAUGGUGAACAUGAAAUGCUUACAUAUUGUUCAGUGUAUGCUCGAAAACGUUGAAGGCAAUCUCCAGCAAAAUGCCCACUUGGUAGCCAUGCUCAACAACUUGGUAGUUCCCGCUGUUCGGAGCCACGAAGCACCGGUUAGAGAGCGUGGCCUUUUGUGUCUUGGUCUUUGCUCUCUACUGGACAAGUCACUCGCCGAGGAGAAUCUGACAUUGUUCAUGCAUUUCUUCAGUAAGGGUCACUCAGCGCUGCAAAUAACCGCUCUUCAGAUCCUCACCGAUAUCCUAAAUCAACAUGGCGCACAUCUCCUCGAUACGAAUCCUACCCUUCUCAAAGUCUACUUGAAGGCUUUGAAGUCCGGAUCGAAAUCUCCUGAGGUGCAAGCUGCCGCUACAAUUGCUGUCUCAAAACUCAUGCUUGGACGUGUGAUUGCUGAUAGCUCGACCGUCAUCGACGACCUGCUUAAAACUCUCAUAGUUCUCUACUUCGACCCAAGUACGGCUCAUAAUCAAGGUGUCCGUCAGACACUCUCUUACUUCCUACCUGUCUAUUGCUUCAGUCGAAAAGAGAACCAGGACCGCAUGCGAAAGGUAGCACUAGAUGCGAUGCAUAAGCUAUUCGAGAUUCAAGAGACUAUGGAUGACGAUGGUGAAGCUGAGUUUGAAAUGGUGGGUCUCGGCACAAUCGGUGCCCAUCUAGUCGACUGGACGGAUCCGCGAAAAUGCUACAUCCCUGGCAACCAGCUGACUCUGGGGGACGAGGGUGCCAAGAAAGCCGUAAACGGCGAUGUGCAUCUAUACUUUGCCAGAGAUCUUCUAGAGAAGCUUGACUCGGGCAUUAGUCGCGAAGAAAAGAAAACAAUCGCCCCCCUCCUCGCAAAACUUCAUAUAUCCUCUGCCUCAACCGAAUCCCUCAUUCGUGAACUCUACGACGAAGUAUCAGCCGCUAUUGAAGAGAAACUAAUCGGUGACGCCACGGGUCGUAAUGCUUUAUUUAAAAUCCAUGUCAGUCUUGGGAAGAUUGUGAAUUCACUGGUGGAGGAGGCUCCCGUUGCUAGUGGGAGGAAAAGCAGUGUUACGCCUAGUGUUGCGGAUGAGGAAAAGACUGUUAUGGCGAUUGAAAGGGACGCGGAGGUUGAAAGUGAUAAGACUGAGCUUGUGAAAGUGGAAGAGGAAGAAGAUAGCGAGGGGACUGUUAUUGCGGAUGUCGAUGCGAAAGCCACGCGGGACUCGCUUGUGGAGAGUUUGCUGGAGGAUAGCGAUGUUGAGAUGACGGGAUGA